Molecule: messenger RNA, 3987 nt
Organism: Colletotrichum destructivum
Lineage: Eukaryota; Fungi; Ascomycota; Sordariomycetes; Glomerellales; Glomerellaceae
Product: Putative AAA+ ATPase domain, ABC transporter type 1, transmembrane domain-containing protein
Exons: 2
Coding region: 1-3987 (1328 amino acids)
Biological process (GO): transmembrane transport
Cellular component (GO): membrane
Molecular function (GO): ATP hydrolysis activity; ABC-type transporter activity; ATP binding
Source: RefSeq, a predicted model, not a curated record
AUGUCGAUUCUUCUGGCCGUUCAAGGGAUUCGGCUGCGUGUGGCGCUGAUGAUGAGUGAGUUGCUCUUCUCUUGGGCACCGCCGCGGGCGCCUCGAGCGACAGGACCAGACUUCGAAGACGACAGAAACAUCAUCUCGAACCAGCAAAAGGCGGCGCCUCGAGCGCUGGCUCUUCGCAAUUGCUGGCGCAAGCGCUCAACAUGCACAACAACCGGCCGCAUGCCGGGCAGACGGCUCGCGGUAAGCUUGCUUGAAUGCUUUCAACGCAGCCUGCUCAUGGGAGGGUUCAUCGAGCUUGCGGCCAUGGUUAUGGCUGCCAUCCCACCGAUGGUACUCCGUUGGCUUCUUGUAGCUCUAGCAGACACGUAUCAAGACCCCCGGGAAACCGCCACGACAUCCGCAGCGGGCACAACUGACGACGACGACGAGUCGGGAGGGCGGGAUGUCUCUGUUGCCCGUGCCUACCUCCUUGUCUUCGUCAUGGUUUUCGCACAAAUUUCCGCGGGCGUCCUGAUCAACGCCUCCCGUUACCGCCUUGAGGUCACCGGCACACAGGCCAAAGCGGCGCUUACAUGCAUUAUUAUGAACAAGACUUUCUUACGACCGCCGCCUCCUUCCAGCGUCGAUGCUGUCGGAGGAGGAAGAACAGGUGUACCGGUAGAAAGAGUACACAACCUUGACGACGACGACGACAACGGCGAAGGGGGAUCCUGGAGCUCCGGGGCCGUCUUUAACCUCGCGUCCGUGGAGGCCUCUCGGAUCGAAGAAGCCAUCAGCGGCAUCAGCGCCGUCUGGACAGUGCCGGCCAGCUUCGUUCUGGCGAUUCCCGCGCUGAGCGCCAAUGCGAACGCGUCGGCGCUGGCCGGCAUGGCCGUCCUGCUUGCGGGACUACCCAUCUUCAUCGGUGUCGCGCUGCACGUCUGGGCGGAGCAGCAGACCCUCAGCGGGCUCUGCCAGCGCCGGGUAUCCAACACACAGCAGCUGAUGCAGGGCAUCCGGAGCACCAAGCUCGCGGGCUGGGCAACGCAGAACGCCACCAUCAACCGACUUUGCGGGAUGAGGAUGAGAGAGCUGGCGAUGGCGCGCAAGUUGUGGCACAACCGUGCCAUAAUGGAGGCCGCGGGCGCGCUGCUACCGACGUUGGCAUCGGCGGCAAGCCUUGUCGCAUAUGAGGCGUUGCACGACGACGUCGUGGGGCUGGACCCGGCGAGGGCUUUCUCGUCGUUGGCCCUCUUUCUGGCUCUCAAACCUCAUCUGAAUCGGGCGGCGCAGGGGGCGGUGCAGGUGCAGGAGUUUCUGGUGGGAUGCCGAUCGAUCGAGAAGUGGCUGGAGAGCGAGGAGCCAGGGUUGAUGCCCGCGGUGACACGAUUGGAGGAUCAGGAGGAGGGUUGGCGGUGCCAAUGGGCCAUCGAAGCCGUCGACGCGAUUCUCAAGUGGCCGGGGACACGGGCAGACAGCAGCGGGUUCGAGCUGGCGUUCGGACCUGGCUUCCGUAUCCAGAGGCACGAGCUGGUGGCCGUGUGUGGCGAGACCGACUCCGGUAAGUCGUCUCUUCUGGCCGCUGUCGCCGGCCGAAUGUGCCUGGAUCAAGGCAUCAUGCAGUUGGACGGCUCAGUAACCACUUUGGCCUCCGCGAGCCAGUCACCGUGGAUCCGGGGCGACACGAUCCGUAACAACAUCACCUUUGGCCGGCCCUUCAACCCGGACCGGUACCAGCAAGUCCUCCGUGCUUCGGCUCUCCUGGCCGAUCUCGACCGGUUCCCCCAAGGGGAUCGAACCGCCGUCGGUGCUGGCGGGCAGGGUCUCUCGAGCGGUCAGGCCCAGCGCGUCAGCAUUGCCAGGGCGCUCUACUCGGACGCCGACUUGGUUCUCAUCGACGACUGCCUACGCAACCUUGACCCAGACGUGUCUAGAACCGUGUUCGAGGACGCGAUUUGCGGCCUUCUCGGCGGCAAGACACGUCUCUUGGUCACAAACCAGCACUGGGUAGCUCGCCGCUGCGAUCGCGUGCUAUGGCUGGACCGUGGACGCGUCACCUGGCUGGACUCUCUGACCGAGCUCCAAGAGCGUCUUUCGUCUCCUCCGGAAGGAGCGCCGGCUGAAACCAGGCACAUGCGGUGGGAUGAGAAGCAGGCGGCGCAAGUCGGGAUUCCAGCUCCGGUCUCGGCCCCCUUGGGCCCGGCAAUUCAGACACUCGCUGUCCAUCCACGACUGACACCGUCUCCCACAUACGUCAAUAAACAAAAGUCGUUGGGGUUCUAUUUAAGGCUUGCUGGCGGCUUUCGGGAGACGCUGACAACGCUUGGUCUCGUCUGCUCCUGGCAGGUGGCCGGCGUCGGCGUGGUCUUGUGGCUCGCAUGGUGGACUUCGUUCCGACCCGGGCUCUCUUCUGGACACGCAUACGCAUUCGGGUUCGUCGCGCUGGGCUUGGCAGAGGCCCUCUUGGCGUAUCUGUUCUGCCUGCAUCUCACCGUCAAGAUGCUGCAGGCAAGCCAUGGUCUGUGGGAGUGCGCGCUGCGGCGCCUUGUUGUCGCCCCCAUGAGUUUCUUGCAGACCAUCCCGCUUGGUACCAUGAUGGAUCAUCUGUCCAGGGACGUUGACAUGGUGGACCGAGGACUGAUCGAGGCAACACGCAGUGCCAUGUUGCACCUCUCGCGUCUGCUAGGCGGUCUAUCUCUCAUGCUGGUGAUGCAACUCAAGGUUCGCUUAACGGCUGUCAUCGCCAUGAUGCUCCGUUACGCCCCGCGCUUGAAAAGCAUUCGUUGCCGCGAGGCCGAGCUGCGCGCCCAUGCCAACGCAGCGUUGAGUGAGGUUAUCGAGGGGGCCGACUGCAUCUACGCCUACAAGACUGAGCCUUGGGCCCGCUCGUUCUUGGGCGAGCGACUCGACGUGUGUAGCAACGCCAGCUUCCUUGCAGCCGCCAACCUUCGCUGGCUUGAGGUUCGACUUGAUGGCAUUAUGACAUGUAUUAUUGCAACUACGGGUCUUCUUGUCGUUUGGACAUCCUCACGCACACCCUUGUCGCCUGCCAUCGCCGGGCUGAUCAUGAGCCAGGUCCUGGUGCUGCCGGCGUCUCUGAGACAAGGAAUGCGGUUCUCCACAAGCGCCCUCCAUCACACAGUCGCCGUCGACCGUCUUGUCUCCUACGCCACGGAGCCCCCGCGCGAAGGAGAGGUUUUGCGUCCCUCCUCCUCGGGCGCCGUUGGGUCGUCAUGGCCAGCAGCUGGCGAGAUACGCUUGGAGAGGGUGAGUGCCUCGCAUGGGCAGGGAGGCAUCCUCGACACGGCCACGGCAGCUCUCCACGACAUAACUCUAGAGAUCCCUGCCGGCAUUCAUGUCGCCGUUGUCGGCCCUACGGGUGCCGGUAAGUCGACCUUUGUAUCCUUGCUUCUUCGCCUUCUCGAUCCCAACAGUGGUACCCUUGCCGUGGACGACUUGUCCAUCACGGACGUUCCGCUCCAACGGCUGCGGUCACACGUCACUGCUGUCCCUCACGAUGUUGUGCCGAUUCCUUGCAGCACCAUCCGCGACAACGUCGACCCGGAGCGGCGGCAUUCCGACGCCGACGUGUAUCGGGUCAUGUCUGCCCUCGAUGCCCUUGCAGGACUCGGUGGCGCAACGCCUCUGGACUUGGACGCCGCUGCCAACUGCAUCUCCGCCGGGACGGCGAGGGCCCAGUUGCUCGGGCUCGCGCGUGUGCUGCUGCAGAAGCCGCGGAUCUGCGUACUGGACGAGGCUUUGGGCACCCUGGGCGUCAGUGCCGAUGUCCGAGUAAUGCAGAAGGUGAGGAAGACGCUCUGGGGAAGCACGAUAGUAGCAGUGACACACAGAAUGGAGGUGGCGAUGACGUUCGAUCGGGUUAUUGUGUUGGAUGGGGGAAGAGUUCAGGCGUACGGCAACCCUGUUGAUGUAUGGAAGGGGGGCGGGUUUUUCAGGAGCGCAUGCAAGAGUUGCGGCAUUUCCCCAGAAGGAUUAAGAAAGGCUUAG